Messenger RNA from Orcinus orca (killer whale), 8298 nucleotides. RefSeq names its product TRAF2 and NCK interacting kinase (gene TNIK). Lineage: Eukaryota; Metazoa; Chordata; Mammalia; Artiodactyla; Delphinidae. Gene Ontology annotation, molecular function: protein kinase activity; ATP binding. The record is from RefSeq and is a predicted model, not a curated record. The transcript has 34 exons. Bases 352 to 4521 code for a protein of 1389 amino acids. Gene Ontology annotation, biological process: protein phosphorylation.
UGUCUCAUUAUAACAGCCAAUGCAGCCGCCAUCCACGCACAAGCAAAGAAGCAUGUCCCAUUUAAAUACACCCACGCAGCCCCAGCGCCCUUAGCUGCUCAGGGCGCACAGCCCACACGCACCGCGACUCCGGGCUUGGAGAUCCGCGCAGGCUGGGCUCCCGGAGCCGGCGGACUGACGCGCUGAGGAUCGCGAUCAGGCGCUGUGGGGCCGGGGUGGGCGGGGGAGGCUGGGCCCCGGGCCUCUGGCGCGACACCCGCAUGAGGACGCGAGUGAAAUAGACCGAGGUGGAAUUUUCAACGGGGAAUCUUCGGGGUGGUUUUGGUCCAUUUCUCCCGCGAAGAAGUCGACAUGGCGAGCGACUCUCCGGCUCGCAGCCUGGAUGAAAUCGAUCUCUCGGCUUUGAGGGACCCUGCAGGGAUCUUUGAAUUGGUGGAACUUGUUGGCAAUGGAACCUACGGACAAGUGUAUAAGGGUCGUCAUGUCAAAACGGGCCAACUUGCAGCCAUCAAGGUUAUGGAUGUCACAGGGGAUGAAGAGGAAGAAAUCAAACAAGAAAUUAACAUGUUGAAGAAAUAUUCUCAUCACCGGAAUAUUGCUACAUACUAUGGUGCUUUUAUCAAAAAGAACCCACCAGGCAUGGAUGACCAACUUUGGUUGGUGAUGGAGUUUUGUGGUGCUGGCUCUGUCACUGACCUGAUCAAGAACACGAAAGGUAACACGUUGAAGGAAGAGUGGAUUGCGUACAUCUGCAGGGAGAUCUUACGAGGGCUGAGUCACCUGCACCAGCAUAAAGUGAUUCAUCGAGAUAUUAAAGGGCAAAAUGUCUUGCUGACUGAAAAUGCAGAAGUUAAACUAGUGGACUUUGGAGUCAGUGCCCAGCUCGAUCGAACAGUGGGCAGGAGGAAUACCUUCAUCGGGACGCCCUACUGGAUGGCUCCAGAAGUUAUUGCCUGUGACGAAAACCCAGAUGCCACAUAUGAUUUCAAGAGUGACUUGUGGUCUUUGGGAAUCACCGCCAUCGAGAUGGCAGAAGGUGCUCCCCCUCUGUGUGACAUGCACCCCAUGAGAGCCCUCUUUCUCAUCCCCCGGAACCCAGCACCUCGGCUGAAGUCUAAGAAGUGGUCAAAAAAAUUCCAGUCCUUUAUUGAGAGCUGUUUGGUAAAGAAUCACAGCCAGCGACCAGCAACAGAACAACUGAUGAAGCAUCCAUUUAUACGAGACCAACCUAAUGAAAGACAGGUCCGCAUUCAGCUCAAGGACCAUAUUGACAGAACAAAGAAGAAACGAGGAGAGAAAGAUGAGACGGAGUAUGAGUACAGCGGGAGUGAGGAAGAAGAGGAGGAGAAUGACUCAGGAGAGCCCAGCUCCAUUCUGAACCUGCCCGGCGAGUCGACGCUGCGGCGGGACUUUCUGAGGCUCCAGCUGGCCAACAAGGAGCGGUCUGAGGCCCUGCGGCGGCAGCAGCUGGAGCAGCAGCAGCGGGAGAACGAGGAGCACAAGCGGCAGCUGCUGGCGGAGCGCCAGAAGCGCAUCGAGGAGCAGAAAGAGCAGCGCCGGCGGCUGGAGGAGCAACAAAGGCGAGAGAAGGAGUUGCGGAAGCAGCAGGAGAGGGAGCAGCGGCGGCACUACGAGGAACAGAUGCGCCGGGAGGAGGAGAGGAGACGCGCGGAGCACGAGCAGGAGUACAUCAGGCGACAGUUAGAGGAGGAGCAGAGACAGUUAGAGAUCUUGCAGCAGCAGCUACUGCAUGAACAAGCUCUACUUCUGGAAUAUAAGCGCAAACAGUUGGAAGAACAGAGACAAGCAGAAAGACUACAGAGACAGCUAAAGCAAGAGAGAGACUACCUGGUUUCCCUUCAGCAUCAGCGGCAGGAGCAGAGGCCUGUGGAGAAGAAGCCACUGUACCAUUACAAAGAAGGGAUGAGUCCUAGUGAGAAACCAGCGUGGGCCAAGGAGGUAGAAGAACGGUCAAGGCUCAACCGGCAGAGUUCACCUGCCAUGCCUCACAAGGUUGCCAACAGGAUAUCAGAUCCCAACCUGCCCCCGCGGUCGGAGUCCUUCAGCAUCAGUGGGGUUCAGCCUGCUCGGACACCCCCCAUGCUCAGACCAGUAGAUCCCCAGAUCCCACAUCUGGUAGCUGUGAAAUCCCAGGGACCUGCCUUGACCGCCUCCCAGUCGGUGCACGAGCAGCCCACGAAGGGCCUCUCUGGGUUUCAGGAGGCUCUGAACGUGAGCUCUCACCGUGUGGAGAUGCCGCGCCAGAACUCGGAUCCCACCUCUGAAAACCCGCCUCUCCCCACUCGCAUUGAGAAGUUUGACCGAAGCUCUUGGUUACGACAGGAAGAAGACAUUCCACCAAAGGUGCCUCAAAGAACAACUUCUAUAUCCCCAGCAUUAGCGAGAAAGAAUUCUCCUGGAAAUGGUAGUGCUCUGGGACCCAGACUAGGAUCUCAACCCAUAAGAGCAAGCAACCCUGACCUCCGGAGAACUGAGCCCAUCGUGGAGAGCCCCUUGCAGAGGACCAGCAGUGGCAGUUCCUCCAGCUCCAGCACCCCUAGCUCCCAGCCCAGCUCCCAAGGAGGCUCUCAACCUGGGUCACAAGCAGGAUCCAGUGAACGGACCAGGGUUCGAGCCAACAGUAAGUCGGAAGGAUCACCUGUGCUCCCCCAUGAGCCUUCCAAGGUGAAACCUGAAGAAUCCAGGGAAAUUACCCGACCUAGUCGACCGGCUAGCUAUAAGAAAGCUAUAGAUGAGGAUCUGACGGCAUUAGCCAAAGAAUUAAGAGAACUCCGGAUUGAAGAAACAAACCGCCCACUGAAGAAAGUGACGGAUUACUCCUCCUCGAGUGAGGAGUCGGAAAGCAGUGAUGAAGAGGAGGAAGAUGGAGAGAGCGAGACCCAGGACGGGACGGUGGCUGUCAGCGACAUACCCAGACUGAUACCCACAGGAGCCCCCGGGAGCGCUGAGCCGUACAAUGUGGGAAUGGUCGGCACGCACGGGCUGGAGACCUCUCACGCAGACACUUUCAGCAGCAGUAUUUCAAGAGAAGGGACCUUGAUGAUAAGAGAAAUGUCUGGAGAGAAGAAGCGAUCUGGCCAUAGUGACAGCAAUGGCUUCGCCGGCCACAUCAACCUCCCGGACCUGGUGCAGCAGAGCCAUUCCCCUGCGGGGACCCCCACUGAGGGCCUGGGGCGCGUCUCCACCCACCCCCAGGAGAUGGACACUGGGACUGAAUAUGGCAUGGGAAGCAGCACCAAAGCCUCCUUCACCCCCUUUGUGGACCCCAGAGUGUACCAGACGUCUCCCACUGAUGCAGAUGAAGAGGAUGAGGAAACAUCAGCUGCCGGAACCCAGAGGUAUCCAGGGGCCCUAGGAAAAGCUGCUCCUCAGAGAUCUCCAAACUCACCACACAUUUCUCAGAAGCAAUUUCUGGCUCUGUUUACUAGCGAACUUCUUAGGCAAGAACAGGCCAAACUAAAUGAAGCAAGAAAGAUUUCAGUGGUAAACGUAAACCCAACCAACAUUCGGCCUCAUAGCGACACACCAGAAAUCAGAAAAUACAAGAAGCGAUUCAACUCAGAAAUACUUUGUGCAGCUCUGUGGGGUGUAAACCUCCUGGUGGGAACUGAAAAUGGCCUGAUGCUUUUGGACCGAAGCGGGCAAGGCAAAGUUUAUAAUCUGAUCAACCGGAGGCGAUUUCAGCAGAUGGAUGUGCUAGAGGGACUGAAUGUCCUCGUGACGAUAUCAGGAAAGAAGAAUAAGCUACGAGUUUACUAUCUUUCAUGGUUAAGAAACAGAAUAUUACACAAUGACCCAGAAGUAGAAAAGAAACAAGGCUGGAUCACUGUUGGGGACUUGGAAGGCUGUAUACAUUACAAAGUUGUCAAGUAUGAAAGGAUCAAAUUCUUGGUGAUUGCCUUAAAGAAUGCUGUGGAGAUAUAUGCUUGGGCUCCUAAACCAUAUCAUAAGUUCAUGGCAUUUAAGUCUUUUGCAGAUCUCCAGCACAAGCCACUGCUUGUUGAUCUCACAGUAGAAGAAGGUCAAAGAUUAAAGGUUAUUUUUGGUUCACACACUGGUUUCCAUGUAAUUGAUGUUGAUUCAGGAAACUCUUAUGAUAUCUACAUACCAUCUCAUAUUCAGGGCAAUAUUACUCCUCAUGCCAUUGUCAUCUUGCCUAAAACAGAUGGAAUGGAAAUGCUUGUUUGCUAUGAGGAUGAGGGGGUGUAUGUAAACACCUACGGCCGGAUAACUAAGGAUGUGGUGCUCCAAUGGGGAGAAAUGCCCACGUCUGUGGCCUACAUUCAUUCCAAUCAGAUAAUGGGCUGGGGCGAGAAAGCUAUUGAGAUCCGGUCAGUGGAAACAGGACAUUUGGAUGGAGUAUUUAUGCAUAAGCGAGCUCAAAGGUUAAAGUUUCUAUGUGAAAGAAAUGAUAAGGUAUUUUUUGCAUCCGUGCGAUCUGGAGGAAGUAGCCAAGUGUUUUUCAUGACCCUCAACAGAAAUUCCAUGAUGAACUGGUAACAGAAGAGCACUUGGCACUUAUCUUCAUGGCGUUAUUUCUAAUUUAAAAGAACAUAACUCAUGUGGACUUAUGCCAGUCUAGAGGCAGAAUCAGAAGGCUUGGUUGACCAUACCACUUUACCCUUUUCCUCUCCCUCCACCCGUCCCAGUACAGUCCAUCUUUCAAUGUUGCAGCCUGGUUGAGAAGGAGAGAAAAAGGUGGCAGGAAUUUCCAGGAGAUCCCCAAGAAUGCUGCGUUGUCUGUGGACAAAGGUGGACCAUGUGCUCUUCGGAGUUAGGGAUAGAAACAAAUAUUGUGUGCUCCUAUGAUUAAGCUGUGUUCUGGUGGGUUUUUGAGUUUUAUUUUGUUUUGUUUUUUUACCUUUUUUCUUUACCCCUUUACUUUGUAAGAAUGGGGAAAGAAUGCAUACUGAGAAAAUGUCUGUUUUUAAUUCUGUCUGCCUGCUAGCUUUAAGUAUACAAUGUGUUGUAAAAUUUCCAAUUUCGAAUGGUGAGAGACAGCACAAUAAAUGUACCUUAUCUCUUUACACUGAAGGCCAUAACUACAUAGUGGGGUAAUUGUAGAACUCUUUUGCCUUCACGAACCCAAAAGGUUGCUUUUUGAUAGCAACUGCUAAUGGAUUUUUAAAAGAGAAGAAAAAUACUAGUUUUCCCCACUUUCGGGAAAUAGAUUUUAAAUGGCUAAACUACUAGCCUUAGACUAAUAAAAUCAACUACCAUUUUUGUGAGUCUGGCAGGCCCUAUUUUAUAUGGCCCUGUACAGAACAGAGUGUGUUGAAUGGGAUAGUAGUGCCAUUGAGUUGAGUUGGCUCUAGUGAAUGAGGGACUCUAUAAUACAACAUUGCCUCAGCGAUUAUGCAACAGAUCAGGGCAAAAGAUGGGAUGACAAGAGGGGGUCAGACAGAAAGAGCUUCUGGAAACAAGCUAAAAAUGUAUAUACACACACACACACACUUUUUUUUUUUUCCAAAUGCACAAAACUUCCCAGCUAAGAGGUCACUCUGUUCGGGCUUCGUUAGGAGUUAAGACUUUGUUCUUUCUGGGAAUUGGAGACUAAAUAAGAUCCAGGCUCUGGUCGUUCCCAGCUUUCUCCUGAGGGUGCCACUUUCCCAAGAUGAAAACUGUGACUGAAAAAAUAAUAAUAAUAAAUGUUUCUGAGCUGCCUGUGUUCUCUCUGGGUUGGUGAGAGAAGGGACUAGACUACUAAGCCUGCCUGAGACCCAGCAGGCAUCAUUGGUUCAGAUGUUAUAGAACUAGAAAGCAAGGCUUUGGCCAAAAUUCUGAGACCCUAAUCAUUUUACCUUCCUCCAAAUUACCCAACAUAUGGUAAACAACAUUUGUGCAGAAUUUGUAUGUAUUUCGUUCAGGUUGACUUGUGUCCUUAUAGACUCUUACACGGAUGAUUCGAACUUUUACGUGACUGUCUGGGAUUUUUUUUUUCCAAAGCUACCAGCAUGGCCGCCUGUGGUAUCAAGGUGUUGCAAAACGAUAUCUGUGUUGCGCUUCCUGUUUUAACCUACCUCGUUUUGUUUGUUUUGUUUCACUGUUCAUCACAGCAGUGUUAUCUCCAGGAGACAUAUAGAGAGCUCAACUGGCAAUCUCAGGUGCACUUGAUAUUUUAAAAUAAAACAGUAGUUGACCAAAUUGUUCUUCUUGAAAAAUUGGAAAAAAAAAAAAUCCAACAACAACAAAACUAAUGUGGCUUGUUUCUGGAGAAAACAAUGACUCUAAACAGAUCAAAAAAAAAAAAUCUAUGAUCCUACUGAUUUUGCCUAAAUACAUGAGCAGCUGAUGUGCUAUUAAUGAGAACGAAAUACACGUUAGGAAAAUGGCGCCAUUUCAAUCUGGUGGCUUGGGCAAGGGGGGAACAGGGAAGGGGAAAUAUUCUAGUUCUGUUAUAGAUGAUUCUGCCCCUCCUGUAAAGGUGGUUGUCAUUUGCAUUUAUUUUAAGCAGGUAACACAGGAAUGGAAUUGAGGAUUAUCUUCAGGCAAUCACCAAGAUGUCCUCAUCGUGGUCCCUUUAGUGCUCAAAAGCAAUGAUAUCCUCCCGUUCUCAUUUUUACUGCUAAGGUUCUGCUGCUGAACAAUAUUAUCUUCACAAAUUCCGUGCAACAAAUUCAGCAAUAACGUUGUGGAUUGAAUUUAGCAACUACUGUAAUUGGAUGCUGACAUGGACAAGAUAUAUUGAUUUGGGUCUCAUCCCCGCAUGUGAUUGCCACCAGCUCUUUAUAUUGCUGCUGUGGUAUUUUAAACCAGAAGCUUCUUUAAAUUAUGUUGCAAACUGAUCUUUGUUUUUAUGUUUUGUUUUGUUUUGAUUUCUAAGUGGUAAGUUCGAAACACACAGCUUUAAAUGAUUUUUUUAUUGUGGGAUUUGGGUACAGUUAAGAAAUAAAAGGGAAUCAUUGUGUUUAAACAUAAGGUAGUUUGUGAAUGUAUUUUUUAAAGCCUAGAUUCAUUGAAACAAAAAAUCAUAAGAGAACAAUAUUAAUGCAGUCUUGUUUACAGUAUGUACAGUGACAUAACAUAGAACAUGAGCUUUUCUGGUGCCAACAACAAUAAAACACAGACGUUAAACAUCAAGCCAUGCCUUUUAUAUUUUUGUACAAAUAUCUUACACAGAGUACAAGGCAAAACCAAAUUUAAAAAGGGCCCCCCACAAAGCUGUGCUCCUUAAAAGAUUUCUAAAGAAUUCUUUGAAGCUUUUAUCUCCAAAAAUACAUUUUCCUCCAUCAGGACUGGCCCUAGCCCUGAAAUACUGAGGCCUAGGUCAUGCAGAAUAUUUCAGAAUAACUAUUCUUGGGCCCGUAACAAUUCCCAACUUUUUGGUUUGCUUUAAUUCUUUAUUCUUUUUUUUGGGGGGGGGGCAGGGGUGAGGGGGUGGUUGUGCUUUUCAUCCCCCUUAAUAUCAUCUUAAAAAUAAAAUGAGCCAGUUCUAGAGAUAAAAUCCCCAGCAGGAAAAAAUAAAACUAAAAACUGAAACUAGUUUCAAGACCAAAGAAAUUUUUAUUAAGAUUUCUAUACAAAGAGAAACUGAGCCCUCUCUCCCUCAAAGUUAAGUUUCUCUAGAUCUCUUCUGUCCUUGCUACUCUCAAUUGAUAAUCAUGCAGUAAAAUCCACUGCAGCUGCUCACACCAUCGUCGUGGGCCGGGGUCUGUCAGGUGACUAUCAUUGCUGAGUGCUAGUCGGGGACGCUAGAGAAGAUUCCUCCAUGCAGUGGGUAAUGGGAACAGCGGACCUGUAAGAUCCCUUCAGAUGGGGAGAGUACUCUCUCUCCAUGCCAAUUACAUUCAGACCAUUGUCCUUGCACACAAUAUAAGUGAAGACAGCUUGCACCAAGUGCCACAUAAAAUCUAAUGACUCUAUUUAGAUAUCAUUUUUCUUGAAGACUUUCAAACAGUGCUUCAAGAAGGCUUAGAGCUACUGCAACGGUAUAGGUUAAGGCACAGAUGACAUCCCACAAGGCCACUCAAACAGGGACUCCAUUUUUCUAACACUUUGACACAGCUUUCUAAGACACGCUUCUUACAUAUGUUGCAUCAAGUACACAUUUUUUAAAAGCAUCUUAAUUCCUGGUUGUCAAGACCUACUAACAGUUUUCUGUCUGCUCUUGUGACUUAUUGGUAAUUGGUGUCUCUGGUCCCUCCUGUGCAGUAGAUUAGAAAGAGAUGUGAAAUUCAGGCCGGAGCCAUUUUGGUUUUGUCCAUUGCCAGACAAGAAGCGGCUGAAGUCUGACCUCACAUUCCAUGAAGUUUAAAAAAAAAAAAAAAAAAAUGUUUU